This is a messenger RNA of Anguilla rostrata (American eel), 4295 nucleotides long. It is a transcript of the gene napepld, whose product is annotated as N-acyl phosphatidylethanolamine phospholipase D. The record is from RefSeq and is a predicted model, not a curated record. Lineage: Eukaryota; Metazoa; Chordata; Actinopteri; Anguilliformes; Anguillidae. Gene Ontology annotation, molecular function: zinc ion binding; N-acylphosphatidylethanolamine-specific phospholipase D activity. Bases 1039 to 2238 code for a protein of 399 amino acids. Gene Ontology annotation, biological process: N-acylphosphatidylethanolamine metabolic process; N-acylethanolamine metabolic process. The transcript is spliced from 6 exons. Gene Ontology annotation, cellular component: membrane-bounded organelle; cytoplasm.
UUUAUUGGUUGUGUUGACACUAAGAAAGUAUGUGGAAGUUCAUCAUAAUUUUAGGUUAAGCGGCGGCCUAUAUCAGCCUCCUAUAUAAUUAUGUCACCUAGUCUUUAGUUUGGAAAAUUGGUAACGUUGCGGUAUGUGUGUGGUUCGAUGGAUAUUGUCAGUGCUUCCUCUGUCUUGAAAGUCAUGACCAGGGAAGAAGGUCGAAAGUGACGAGCUUAUGACACUUUCACUGACAAGCGAAACUAUAUAUAACCUCGUCAGUUCAAUUAGUGGGUUUGCCAAGGAUUAUUGGCAGCCGCUAGAUAUAGUAUACUUACAGUGCCCUCCAAAAGCAUGGUAACGGCAGAGUGAAAUUUCCAUGGUAUUCAAUAUGCAUAGCCUGCGUGUUUCACCAUUUUACAGAAACGGGUGUUUUUGUAUUGAUUUUCCCCAACAGCUGUGCAAAAUUAACGGAUGAUUUACAGGUGUUAAUUUUUGCAUUGAUGGUUCACAAAAGAGCACCCUGAUAGCAAGCAACUCCAGACUGGAUCUUGGCCGAUUCUGGUCUGAAGUCAGUGCUGCUUAUUGCCCCAGAGUCGCAUGCUGUCUGGGCAGUGAGUGUCUAGUCUUUGUUGUAACUUUUGUUUUCAUUGUGGAGGUGAAAGAACAGAAGAAUUCCUGAAGCAGGUUAGCACAGAAACUGGGUAUGUCAACUACAGGUGGACUGAGAAAUAAACACCAUACAGGCUGGCCAAGGAAGGCAACUGCAGUUGAUGAUGGACAAAUCCUAAGAGCUGUGAAGAAAAGCCCUAAAAUAAUGGUGUCGUCACGUGCUUCUGUUUCUGGAGAACAGCAUCAGAACGUUCACUGGUUACUUGUCGCUGGUCCAGAAGCAGCACUGCGGCGCCCAGUGGAGGUGCAGAGAUCUGUACCAGAACUUGUUUGGGAUUAAAAUGCUUUUAUUUCAAAUGACACACUAACGAAGAUUUACUUGCAAAAGCAUCCGGUCCUCCAUUUAGGCUACGCGAAAUUUUGAGGUCCAGAACACUCAUUCAGCCAAUGGAGAAGGUGGAGGAGGAGGAGAGGAACCUCGUGGAUGGGGGCAGCCCGAAGGCUGAGGGGGGCGAGCAGGCCACCACAAGACCUCGGGACGGGUCUGCCCAAGAGUCUCGGAAAAGCAGCUCCUCCCGUUCCUCCCGCAAAAGCUUCCGCCUGGACUACCGGCUGGAGGAGGACGUCACCAAGUCCAGGCGGGACAAGCACGGGCGCUUCAUCAACCCCUGGCCAACGUGGAAAUUCCCCUCCUAUGCCACUUUCUUCAGGUUCUUCGUGCUGGAGAAAAACAACAGCCAGGUCCCCAGCUCCAAAGAGGUGCUGGACAGGGAGCUGCCGGUGCUGGAGCCCUACUUCGUCCAGAACCCCCAGCAGGUGGGCCAGACUGGCUCUGGGAUGAGAGUCACCUGGCUGGGCCACGCCACUGUUUUAGUGGAGAUGGAUGACUUGGUGGUGCUGACCGACCCCGUGUUCAGCCAGAGGGCGUCGCCGCUGCAGUUUGUGGGGCCCAAGCGCUUCCGGGACCCAGCCUGCACGGUGGCCCAGCUGCCCAGGAUCCACGCGGUGCUCAUCAGCCACACGCACUAUGACCACCUGGACGCCGGCUCGGUGGCCAGCCUGAACGAGCGCUUCGGCGGGGACCUGCGCUGGUUCGUGCCCCUCGGCCUGCUGGACUGGAUGCAGAAGUGCGGCUGCGAGAACGUCAUCGAGCUGGACUGGUGGGAGGAGAACUGCGUGCCGGGCCACGACGAGGUCACGUUUGUCUGCACCCCGUCCCAGCACUGGUGCAAGCGCACCCCGCUGGACGAUAACAAGGCGCUUUGGGGCAGCUGGUCUGUCCUGGGACCCUGCAACCGCUUCUUCUUCGCAGGGGACACUGGCUACUGCUCCGUCUUCGAGGAGAUUGGGAAACGAUUCGGGCCCUUUGACCUGGCCGCCAUUCCCAUUGGGGCAUACCUACCCAGGAAUGUGAUGCAGUCGCAGCACGUGGACCCAGAGGAAGCGGUGCGCAUUCACAUUGACAUUCAGGCCAAACACUCCGUGGCAAUACACUGGGGGACUUUUGCUCUGGCUUAUGAGUAUUACUUGGAACCCCCAAUGAAACUGAAGGAAGCAAUGGAGAGGUAUGGGCUCAGUCAAGAGAAGUUCUUUGUGUUGAAGCAUGGAGAAUCCAGAGUGCUGAAUUCUGAAGAGGUGUUUGAAUGAAUGGACCCAAAGCCGCAUUUGUUCUCCCUGGUUGGAGUUGGAAUUGAGGAGUGUGAUUCUGGGCACUUUAUUACUGAAUACGGUACUAAUUAUCAGGACGAACCCGGAGCAGCCGUACAAAGUGGCAGGAAAUGGAAUUUCCAUUACAAUGCGUUUAAUUUCACAGUGAACAGUUGUCUCAAACAAAAUUAUGCCUAAAUCUAUCCCUUCCUUCUCAGUGCUAAUUUUAAAUGGCAGUCGCUUACCUAUGUAAGGAAAAAUAAUAUUUUAUCUACUACAUACACUACGUAACCACAACGCGAUGUUGAUGCCUGAAAACAAUGGUAGGUUAUUUUAAAUAUCUUUUCUAAAGCUAAUGUUUUUGAUUAAUGGUUGUAUACGGAUACCGAUUUACAGAAUUGUAGUACUUCUGAAUCCCUCUUUUAGAAUAUGGGAGUUCAUCGUGAAUUUUUAUUAUGGUUAAGAAUGUUGGCGAUCUUACUUCCUUAUGUUCAAGGUCAAGAGUUUUUCCACAACUUGUUUUUCUUGAGGUUUAAUUCUCAUUUUAUUGAAUUUAAUCAGAUCCAAAUGAGCCACAAUAUAGGUUCAUAACUUUAGAGGUUCAGCUCGUCUGCACAGCUGUAACCUAGUAGGUUACAAUGGAGGGUUAUUAUUUAUUAAUAAUUGGUAGUAUUAAGACUGAAGUGUCUGUUCAAACAUGUCAUUGCUUUUCCGUCCUUGGAAACUCGUUGCAUGUAAUGCUCCGACAUUGGCUGAUGAAACGCUCAAGAUAAGACAGGCUUCUUCUGCAUCUUUCACAUGUCAACAGUGAUAUUUGAGAUUUCACUGAUCAAGCGGGACAUUCAAUUUGCUUUUAAAGGUUUUUGGCUUUUUUUUUUUUUUUUUUAGAAAUUUCUUAAACUGAGAGAAUUCACAAAUUAAACAAUACACCAUCAACACUGGCACUGUUUAAAAUAUCCUGAACAUCAAAAAUUUCAUAUUAUAUGAAUAACUAGAAUAUCUCAAUUCGGUCUUGCCAUGGCAUUUUAAAUGCCUCUGAUCACAAAGAUCUUACAGUAUUUUGCAAUGGCUAUUAUUAUCCGGCAACUGUUUUCGAUUUAAAGGUUUGCUAAAAUAUCAUUUUCAUUUUAAUAUGUGGUCCUUCUGGGUAAUGUAUGUGUUCUCCAGUUCAAUGCAGUUUGCAUAUCUGAAGGGCCUGUCCAUUCUUAGGUUACCCUUCCACCGCUAAAAUGUUAGCUUGUAACAGAAUCAUUAUCAGUCUCAGUAACGGGACAGCUAAUUAGCAUACAUCAGAGAUACUCAAAUCUGGCCCUCGCAGCCAGCAGUACCGCUGCGUUUCUUUUUUUACCUGAUGGUUCAUUGAAUGAUUAAUGCCAUUGAUUGGGCAGAGAUUUAACACACCUGAUAUCCCAGGCUUGACUCAGUCCUGAUUAGAGAGGACAAAUGAAAACCAGCAGUACUUCUGAGGGCCAGGUGUGAGCCUCCCUGGCCUAAAUGAUGGAGAAUUUAAGACGACUGGUGGACACUGCAGAAUGCAUCUUGAAAAGAAUUUAGGAAAAAACUCAUUACCCUUCUGAUGUUGUUUUGAUUGACAGGGUGAUUGAUUCUCACAACGCUUGACAUUACAUUCAUAAUAACGAAGGUAAUAACAAUAUUUAAAUCUUCAGUGCAGAUUGCUGUUCAUUUGUGCUUCAGUAUAUUUAAAUUGGGUCAUGUCUCAGUAUUCAGUAUGGUUGUGAAUGCAGACAAGUGAAUGUAUGCAUUUGGUUCUUUGAAGAUGCCCCACAUUUUACAGUACAUUGGAUGAUAAAUAUUGUUUAAGCAAAAGGUAAUUUUGCUGUAUGUACUAAAACUUGUUGCCCCACACCCUUUUAUUACCAGUUUUGGCUUCCAUUUAAUGUCCAGACUGCAAACGGUGUAUGAUGUGUACAGUUUGUGUAAAUAUAAUGGUACUCUGCUAUGUACGUAGUACACAGCCCAAGCUUUUUUACUUGCUAAGCCAUCUUUGAUUUUAUAAAUAAAAAAAAUGUAAUUUGAAUAAAAUCAUUCAAAAUGUG